AUGCUAAAAGGGGUCUCGGACCCCCAAAACUGGGGGUCGCUCCCCUUCACCGUCGACGGGAGCGAGCAGUGGAUCCGCAACUUCCGGGACUACUCCUCCCUGGACCUCAAAAAGGGCCACGAAAACAGGCCUGUCUGGGUCUGUCCGGAUGGCUACCUAUACUUGGAGCAGUUCACGAACGUCAGCCGGCAGGCGCAGGACUUCCUGGUCACCAUCGCGGAGCCCGUAUGCAGACCCGAGUUCGUGCACGAGUACCAGGUCACUGUAUUCUCGCUCUACACGGCCGUUUCCGUCGGGCUGACGGUGGAAGAACUGCUGCUCAACCUCAACAAGUUCUCCAAGAACAAGAUCCCUGGCAAGCUCAAGGACUCCAUCAUCCGAACAGCAUCGUUCCGCACAAGCGGUGACGGUAAUGGAAGCCAGCCGUUAGCUUACGUGCCGUGCAUUGCCGUGUGGCAAACCUCAGGGGACUGGCCUGUCGUGGAAGCCGCUAUUGCGCGGGGGCUGAACGUGUUACCAAAUGGAAAAAAAUCCAUUACAGCUGCAUUGCCCCUACACAAUGUACAAGCUUAUCUGAUGCUGCAGGCGUUCGGCAAGAUCAAGCUGGUGCUGAGAGAUAAUCGGUACUGGAUUGAGUCGCAGGAUAGGAAGGAGCUCGACCACCUGCUCACCAACGCGGUCAUAAGGAGCGCGAGGAUAAUGGGAAACACGUGGGAUCGCGGAGAAAGCCACGCGACCAACGACACCGACUACGUCACGUCCGCGGUGUUCACCGCCGAUGCGUCGUCCAUCAUGUUCAACUCGGCCAACACCGGCGACGCCGCGAGGCCAGUCAUGGAGUCGAACAUGCCGGUGGCAAUCGAGGGCAUGGCCAAAGUGAAGGAGGAGGACCGAGCAACCAGCCAGGUGUACUCGUUCGAGGUGUACCAGGAAAAGAUCGAGGAGCUGAAGCGAGAGGCACUGAAGUCAAUGCGCCGGCCCCUGGUCAUGGAAUACGAUUUCAGGAAGGACAAGAAAACGCCGACCCUGGAAUGCUGCGUACGCACCAACAUCAAGAUCAGAUACUACCAGGAGCGCGCGCUCAGACGGAUGUUCAGCAACGGGCGUGCGAGGUCAGGUAUCAUCGUGCUCCCGUGUGGCGCGGGUAAGACGCUCACCGGCAUCGUGGCCGCGUGCACGGUGCGUAAGCCCAUUUUCGUGCUCACAACCUCGGCGGUAGCGGUCGAACAGUGGGUCAAGCAGUUCAUGGACUUCACCAACAUCUCCUCUGAGAAGCUGGUGUCCCUCACCUCCGACAACAAAAGCGACCUGUGGGCCGCUGACGAGGCGGGCGUGCUCAUCUCGACGUAUACCAUGAUGGCGUACUCCCGGAAACACAGAGAGUCCACCGAGAACAUCCUCAACCAAAUCAAGCAGAGGGAUUGGGGGCUGCUGAUAUUCGACGAAGUCCAGUUCGUGCCCGCGCCCGCCUUCAGGCGGAUCAACGAGAUCGUGCGCUCGCACUGUAAACUGGGGCUCACCGCCACUCUGGUCAGGGAGGACGACCUCAUUAAGGACCUGCAGUGGUUGAUCGGGCCGAAGUUGUACGAGGCCAACUGGCUGGAGCUCCAGGAGAAGGGCUUCCUGGCCAAGGUCAUAUGUAAGGAGAUCUGGUGCCCGAUGACCGCACCCUUUUAUCGCGAAUACUUGCGCAGCGACUCCGCCAAAAAGCGCCGGCUCUGGUCCUGCAACCCAGUCAAGCUCGCCACGUGCGAGUACCUUUUGAAGUUCCACGAGGCGAGGGGGGACAAGGUCAUCGUCUUCUCCGACAACCUGUUUGCCCUGCUGCAUGUGGCUAAAAUGCUGCACAGACCGUUUAUCUACGGCAAGGUGACGUCAGCAGAGCGCAUCAUCAUUCUGAACAAAUUCAAGAAUGAAAACACCUUCAACUCCAUCAUCCUCUCCAAGGUAGGGGACAACGCCCUGGACAUACCCUGCGCCAAUGUAGUUAUUCAAAUAUCGUUCAACUUCGCCUCCAGACGGCAGGAGGCGCAGCGUCUGGGGCGUAUCCUGAGGCCCAAGAGCAAAACGGACGAAAAUGGGUUCAACGCCUUCUUCUACAGCUUGGUCAGCAAAGACACGCAGGAGAUGGUCUUCGCCGACAAGCGUCAACAGUUCAUCAUCGAUCAGGGGUACGCGUACAACGUCACCAGCUCGUCGGAGGUCGUCAAAGACGAGAGCAACCUUGUAUACUGCCGCCCCGAGAUCCGGGAGGAGCUUCUGCAGGACAUCAUAACGGCGUGUGAUGAGAACGACGACGAGGAAGAUGAGCUGGUCCACCCUGACGACCCGCAGAGCAAGGUACAUACGGUGGACCCGGCGUUGCUCGUGGCUGGUAGAGAGCGAGCCUUGUCGAAGCUGUCCGGCUCGCUCCACAAGCAAAGCAUCAAGCACCACAUGGCGAACGCAAAUCGCAUGAAAAAGGGAACGCGCAAACUUGCCAACCAACACCCGAUAUUCAGGAAAUUCUUCUCAGGUGCGAAGAGCUAG
This is a messenger RNA of Babesia bigemina, 2529 nucleotides long. RefSeq names its product DNA repair helicase rad25 family protein, putative. The record is from RefSeq and is a predicted model, not a curated record. The coding region runs from base 1 to 2529 and encodes 842 amino acids. Gene Ontology annotation, cellular component: transcription factor TFIIH holo complex; nucleotide-excision repair factor 3 complex; transcription preinitiation complex. Gene Ontology annotation, biological process: nucleotide-excision repair; transcription initiation at RNA polymerase II promoter. Gene Ontology annotation, molecular function: hydrolase activity; ATP binding; DNA binding. The transcript is spliced from 4 exons. Lineage: Eukaryota; Apicomplexa; Aconoidasida; Piroplasmida; Babesiidae.